ACAUUUUCAAAUGUUAGUAACCUUAAUCUACAUAAAAAAAUUCAUAGUAAUUUGCGGUUUAGUUGUGAUAUAUGCGCAAAAACUUUUGUAAGAAAGAGUAGCUUAAUUAGACACCAGAAACUAUUACAUGAUAAAAAAUUGAAUCAAGUUGUUACUGAAUUGAAAAUAGAACCAGAAGAAAGUGUAUUUCAAUAUCAAAUAAUUAAUAUGGAUCAUGUGACUUCUGUAAAUCUAAUAUCUGAACAAUCUAACGAAUUACAAGAUGUUUUAUCAAUCUUACCUAAUGACCAUUUUAGUCAAACAAAAUCUACGACUUGUAAUUAUUUAGUGUUUAGGACAGAUAUAGAUGAAAAAACAAAUUUAGAUGUUAAUAUUAUAAAACAGAAAUACGAAAAGGAAAAUCAUUCUGUAAUACAGUUAAACAAAGGUUUCCUUUUAGAUAAGACAAAUAGUUCUAUAUUUUCAAAUAUAACUUUCUUAAAUGAAACUAUGGCAUAUUCUGCAGUUGAUAGUUCAAUAGAUCAGAAGUUAAUAAUUGAAGAUCAACAUAAAAACGAAAGAGUAAAAAGGAAACAAUUAAAAAACAAACGAGGAACACGAAAAUUGUCAACGCAUUACCUAAAAUUUAGUGAAAAAUAUUUAACACCUACCUUAUUUAAAAAAGUUAAAAGUCACAUAGAAAAACAAAGAAGUAUUUUUGGUGAUUUUUGAGGGGAUUGUUUUGGUAGUUUUUAUUUUAUAAUUUAGACUAAAACACUCUCUAAUGAUAUUAUCACUUAUUAAUGUUAUCACCUAGGGCCUAGAUGAUUGUCACAUUUUGCCAGUUUCCACAAUUUCAAUAAUUUAUUUUGCAGUGGGCCAAGAUACCAAUUAGUUUAAUUAUUCUUAUUGUUAAAUAUUUUUAUUAUCUCCUUUAUAUCAUGUUCUUUGUAAUUAUUUAUGUUAUUAAGUAGUUGAAUAGUUUAAAUGAAAUGAUUAUGUGCCAAUAAAUGU
Molecule: messenger RNA, 993 nt
Organism: Daktulosphaira vitifoliae (grape phylloxera)
Lineage: Eukaryota; Metazoa; Arthropoda; Insecta; Hemiptera; Phylloxeridae
Exons: 2
Coding region: 208-711 (167 amino acids)
Source: RefSeq, a predicted model, not a curated record